AUGGCGACUCUCAGCGACGAAGAUGUUGAGAAGCUCUUCUCCGGGGCCCCUCAGUACUUUGCUCGCUCCGAAGGCCAUUACACCGGUGCCCCGCACCCCUCAGUCGCCUUUCCCUGGGAUGAGUCUCUGGAGAUCCGCGACCUGAAUGACCAUGUCCAGAUCGAAGAUGCCGCCUGGAGCUGCAUCACUGCCUGGCCUCACAUCACCAGAGACAUGAACUCGAACCCCGCUGCCAUCAGAUGCUCCAAAGAGAGAAAGCGAGCCCAUUUCUGCCCGCGAUGUCGAGAACGGCCUAAUAUGCUGAGCAUGCAAGGGUUGGAGAAGGGCACUAUGGGAUACCAGGCUGCUCUCGAGAUGCCCGUUGGCGAUGCGCUCCAAGAAGAGCAAUUCGGCUUCGACAGCCUCGGGUCCAAGGCCAAUGUUGUUGUCGAGCAGCGCAAGAGGAUGCUGGCUUCCAAAGAUGGCCUACGCCGCCUUGAGGAAACGGCCAUCUUGGAUCAGCUUAUCAAGAACAGCGAGAGGUACAAGGAGAACAGUGUCAACAAGAAGAUCCACAACACCUUGUACAACGAAUUGUUCCUGGGCAUUUUGCAUCCCCCAACCCGUGUCAUCGACCACCACGAUCCAUACAGUCUUUCCGUGCAAAUCCAGGCGCUUGUCAAGGUCCUGGCUGCGCCCAAUGUCUGGAUUGACUUCUCUCAUGUCGAAUGGAGAAUCCGCUUGGGUCAAAUCUUGUGGGGCUCUUUCGAGGGCGACGACCUUGAAACGGAGGUUGACAUUGAGGACGCUGAGACUAACGAAGAGCGCAAGGAAGAGAGGUACUGGCUGUUGCUCCAGAUCCUCCUCGCAUGCGAGCUUCUCAUCAGACUAGACGCCAUCACGGAGGGUGAAGAGCUUGGCAUUGAAAGCAUCAGGCCAGCCGAGAUCAAACGGUUCGAGAAGGACGCGAAUGCGACAGUUAAGUGGUCGUUGCACCUCGCGCGGGCUUGGCUUGAGAACAUUGAGAUUAUCGAGAGGAAGGUCGAUCCGACAAGCACCCAAAAGCGCAACUCAGGUGGAUGGCUCGCAUCUUUGACUGGAAAGAUGAGUCUGCACCCCAACAACAUCCACGCUCAUCCACACGACAGCGUCUCCGUCUACACCAUUCAGGGACGCUACAGCGAACGACAGGUCAAUGGUUUGACGAAUUUUGCGAGGAAACUGCGCUGGCCCGAUAUUGAAUCGGACUCGUACGCCGAGCAGAUCUCGGACACGGCCAACAAGGUUUCGGAGGCGACGCCGAUACACACACCCGCGGAAACACCAAUGAGCAUUGAUACAAAGAGAUCAUCCUAUUUCGGCGGCGGUCGGGCCGAAGCAAAGGUCACUCGUCAUCCACACGGGAAGCAUAAGAUUUCUGCUGCAUUGCACCCUUCAGGUUGGCUGUCAAAAUCUUACGUUUCCGGCUUGAUGCUACCUGGCGAAGGAUUGUAUCACUUGAUCAUGUCCACUCUCUUGGAAAACGAUAAGGAGGCGAUGGCCAAACUGGGACCAAUGGCUAACCUCUGUGGUGGGUUUGUGUAUCGUGGAAAGAGUUUCUGGAGUACAGCAUGCAUUAUCGGCCGUGUCCUGGCCGCUGGCCAAGGCUCUGCUCAGUGCAUGGGAUGGAUCUCGAGCGACAUUAUCCCCCAAGGCCAUGGGGACGGCUGGGUCAACAUCGAUGUUGCCGAAGUACCAGGUUUGUCAGAAUCUCAAGCGGUCUCCUUGAAUCAUGCUAACGGCCUUCCAGAGGACAUGAAGAAGACUGGCAAGCAGGCCAGGCUCUGGGGGAAGACCCACGUCGAGCGCGAAUCCUGUGUCUUGGGCGACGCGGAUCCCAACUCAGUGUUGCCCGCUGACUUUAUCAUCCCCUACGAGAACAAUUAUGUCGAGCCGCCCCCCAGUCUGAGCAUCUCGUUGCUGUCACUCGACCUGUCCGCCCCGGUGGAUUCAGCCCGGUCCACCCCGACAGAAGAGACGGUGAUGACUCCGUUCUCUGAUGUGACUAGAGCCCCCGAACUCUACACAUACCCGUCGUCCAUCUCGUUUUCCGUUGGUCCCCUUGGAGGUGAGGCGAAGGAGCACACCUUUGCGCUGACUAAAGACAUCCACUUCGUCACGGCUCAUCCGUGCCAUCCGUCCUCUCAUGUCAGAGUCUUGAGGUCGCCAUCCAGCCCUACUAUUCAGCAAAUCGAUGUGGACGGCAGCGGCAUCGGCGGCCAGGGUUCCAAGCCGGCCACCAUCACGGGACACCCCCUGCACAAGUUCUUCACGUACACCGUCAUUCACCUUUCGGAGCUCCUCGAGAAGCCUGACGCCUCGCUGAAGGAUCUCCUCGUCAACACGUCAUCCGUUCGACGGCCUUCUCUCACCCCCACCCCGAACACCACACCCCGUGUUCUGGUGAUUGACUGCAUAACCGGCUUCAAGCGUCAGCCGCCCACACAGGAGACGCCCACCUCUCCCAUUCUCGAGCGUACAGCCAACGGCGCCAACCUCGCAAUGGCGAACAUGCACCUCGAGUCGCGGCGUCGGCAGUUUGGUAGCGACAUGGAGAUUCUAGUCCGGGCCUUUUGUGCGGAGAAGGGCUGGAAUGCCAUUAUCUCGAGGCGCAGACGGGGCUGCCUCGCUUGCGCCAUCAGGGAGGCCGGCGCACUGGCCUGGAAGGUCAUCAUCCGUGUUGACUAG
This is a messenger RNA of Colletotrichum spaethianum, 2706 nucleotides long. RefSeq lists its product as uncharacterized. The transcript has 2 exons. The coding region runs from base 1 to 2706 and encodes 901 amino acids. The record is from RefSeq and is a predicted model, not a curated record. Lineage: Eukaryota; Fungi; Ascomycota; Sordariomycetes; Glomerellales; Glomerellaceae.